CCCGUCCCGUCCCGGGGGCGGGCGGCUGGUGCGGGGCCUGCUGCCGCCGCGGCGUGUCUCUGCUGGGCCGCUGCGCAGGACCCCCCCCGGGCCGGCCGGACCCCGGGAGCGCCGCCGAGCCUGGCCGAGGCGUCUGGUCACGGCUCCGCGAGGGGCUAGAGGUGCUGCGUGAGGGGCUGUCAUGUCCUGCUCUGGCUGUCCCAGCAUCUUACCCCGGGCCUGGGCCUGGUCACUUGUCCGGAGCUCUGGCUGACCCCGGGGCUGCUUUGGCCUGGAAGUUGUGUAUCCACACCAGGAACUGCUACCGUGCAACUGGGCCAGCUCUCGCUUUUAAGGAACUUCAAGCGGAGAUGUACAGUAGAUCUUCAGACCAGGCCUUGUAUAUUCAGAGCCUUGUAAAAGCGCUAAGGCUCCUCUGUCCAGAAAUCUCUAUUUUAGAGACAAAGCAAAGGUCGUAGUUGCUUAAAAGUUGCUUAUUUGCAGUGAAAACUGUUCACGAGAUCAACCUUACUAAGCAAUCUCCUGUCCUAGGAGACCUCUGCAAAUUGAGUACAAUCUUGCUGCUCAUUUAUUGGAAAACAUCUCCAAAUGUUACAAGUCUAAGAGCUCAGGACAAGUGCAGCAGAAAUACCUGCAACAUGGUGACUGGAAUCCUAAGGACCUUGCAAUAUGAAUAAUUCUCUGGAGAACACCAUUUCCUUUGAAGAAUACAUCCGUGUGAAAGCACGAACAAUCCCUCAGCACAGGAUGAAGGAGUUUCUCGACUCUCUUGCUUCCAAGGGGCCUGAAGCUCUCCAGGAGUUCCAGCAGACAGCCACCACCACCAUGGUAUAUCAACAAGGUGGAAACUGCAUUUACACGGACAGCACAGAGGUGGCCGGAUCUUUGCUUGAGCUUGCCUGUCCUGUUACAACCAGUGUCCAGCAGCAAACCCAGCAAGAGCAACAGAUACAGGUUCAGCAGCCACAACAGGUCCAGGUCCAGGUCCAGGUCCAGCAGUCCCCACAACAGGUCUCUGCCCAGCAGCUCUCUCCCCAGCUCACUGUCCACCAAGCCUCAGAGCAGCCGAUACAGGUCCAAGUUCAGAUCCAAGGCCAGGCACAGCAGCAGGCGUCCCAGACAAUACAGAGUCAGUCUCUUCAGAGCCCUAGCCCAUCUCAGCUGCAAGCGGCUCAAAUCCAGGUGCAGCAUGUACAGACUGCCCAACAGAUCCAGGCCACUGAGAUCCAGGAGGAACACAUACAGCACCAACAGAUCCAGGCCCAGCUUGUGUCUGGACAGGCCAUUGCUGGUGGCCAACAGAUCCAGAUCCAGACAGUUGGAGCACUGUCACCUCCACCUUCUCAGCAGGGCUCACCACGGGAAGGCGAACGGCGGAUCGGCACCGCUAGUGUCCUUCAGCCAGUGAAGAAGCGUAAAGUAGAUAUGCCUAUUACUGUGUCAUAUGCUAUUUCAGGGCAGCCAGUUGCCACGGUGUUGGCCAUUCCUCAAGGCCAGCAGCAGAGUUACGUAUCUUUAAGGCCGGACUUAUUAACAGUGGACAGUGCCCACCUAUACAGUGCCACUGGGACCAUUACUAGCCCCACUGGAGAGACUUGGACCAUCCCUGUUUACUCAGCUCAGCCACGUGGUGACCUUCAGCAGCAAAAUAUAACCCACAUCGCCAUCCCCCAGGAGGCCUACAAUGCUGUCCACGUUAGCGGCUCGCCAACAACACUGGCUGCUGUGAAGCUGGAGGAUGACAAGGAUAAGAUGGUGGGAGGUGCAUCUGUAGUGAAAAACUCACAGGAGGAAGUGGUGCAAACUAUCGCUAACUCGCUCUUUCCAGCACAGUUCAUGAAUGGCAACAUCCACAUUCCAGUGGCAGUGCAGGCCGUGGCAGGGACAUACCAGAAUACAGCUCAGACAGUGCACAUAUGGGACCCGCAGCAGCAACAGCAGCCCACACCCCAAGAGCAGGGGCAGCAGCAGCAGCUACAAGUGACUUGUUCUGCUCAAACUGUUCAGGUAGCUGAAGUGGAGCCCCAGCCACAGCCUCAGCCUUCACCUGAACUCCUGCUUCCGAAUUCUCUGAAGCCAGAAGAAGGGCUCGAAGUGUGGAAAAGCUGGGCACAGACCAAGAAUGCCGAGCUGGAAAAGGAGUCUCAGAACAGGCUAGCCCCUAUUGGCAGACGCCAGCUGCUGAGAUUCCAGGAAGAUCUCAUCUCCUCUGCUGUGGCUGAGUUGAAUUAUGGGCUAUGCUUGAUGACACGAGAAGCUCGCAAUGGUGAAGGCGAACCAUAUGAUCCAGAUGUACUCUACUAUAUCUUCCUAUGUAUUCAGAAGUAUCUCUUUGAAAAUGGACGAGUAGAUGACAUUUUCUCGGAUCUCUAUUAUAUACGGUUUACCGAGUGGUUACAUGAAGUUCUCAAGGAUGUACAGCCCCGGGUCACCCCUCUUGGUUAUGUCCUCCCCAGCCACGUAACAGAAGAGAUGCUGUGGGAGUGCAAGCAGCUGGGAGCUCACUCUCCUUCCACCUUGCUCACUACACUGAUGUUUUUUAACACCAAGUACUUCCUGUUGAAAACGGUAGACCAGCAUAUGAAGUUGGCCUUCUCCAAGGUCUUGAGGCAGACCAAGAAGAACCCUUCCAAUCCCAAGGAUAAGAGCACGAGUAUCCGGUACCUGAAGGCACUUGGCAUACACCAGACAGGCCAGAAAGUUACAGAUGACAUGUAUGCAGAGCAGACUGAGAAUCCAGAGAACCCCCUGCGGUGCCCCAUAAAGCUCUAUGACUUCUACCUCUUCAAAUGCCCCCAGAGUGUGAAAGGCCGGAAUGACACAUUUUACUUAACUCCGGAGCCGGUGGUAGCCCCCAACAGCCCGAUCUGGUAUUCCAUCCAGCCAAUCAGCAGAGAGCAGAUGGAGCAGAUGCUCACUCGGAUCCUGGUGAUACGAGAGAUUCAGGAAGCUAUUGCUGUGGCUAAUGCCAGCACCAUGCACUAAGGCACCCUGCCCAGCUCCGAAGGGGGUGGGGUGGUGGGGGGAUGACGAGCAAGGAUAAAUUGUACAGACUUUUACACUAAAGGAGAUGCCUACGUUUUGUUUUUUAUUGGUGUAGUUAUGAAGCCCUUUUAGGCUUCUUCUGUUUAAAAGAAUCUAAAAGGAAAACCUACCCAUUGUGUAUCCUACCAAACACACUGAGCUGUUAGAACCAUUGGAGGCUGCAUUUCUCUGCCAGCUCAGAGCUGUUGAAACUGCUGGUUGACUUUGGUUUUUUAUGAUGUAGAAAACAGAACAUGAGCUAUGGGAUUGGCCUGGAUGGCUGGGGCCUCUGAUGCCUCCUCAGAGCACGUGCAGCCUGGAGAGCGCAGAAUGAUGGAUGGACCUGCUCAGCCAGCCAAGGAGAGGCAGGUGUCUCUCCUUUGUGCUCAGACAUUAAUUUGCUGUUGUCCUGGAAGAAGAAGAAGGAGGAGGAGAGUGAACUGCAAUUAUGAUUUCUAAAAAACAAUUUCUAUUCAGACCUUUAAGUGACAUUUUUAGAUGUUAAAAGUAAAAAAAACAAAAACAAAAAAAACAACUUUACCACACUUUUUUUUUUGGCCUGACAUUGAGGCCUUAAACCUUGAGGCUCCUGUGCCUGCUGGAGUUCUUGUACCAUACACUUGUGUAUCAUAUAAAGAUACCGCCCUGUUUCUCUUAUGUAUUCUUACUCUAGUUGUUUAUUAAGAAUGACGAGCACGUCUUUUCAACA
Molecule: messenger RNA, 3733 nt
Organism: Chrysemys picta bellii (western painted turtle)
Lineage: Eukaryota; Metazoa; Chordata; Testudines; Emydidae
Gene: QRICH1
Product: glutamine rich 1
Source: RefSeq, a predicted model, not a curated record